Messenger RNA from Acanthaster planci (crown-of-thorns starfish), 2094 nucleotides. RefSeq names its product WD repeat domain 12 (gene wdr12). The record is from RefSeq and is a predicted model, not a curated record. Gene Ontology annotation, cellular component: PeBoW complex; preribosome, large subunit precursor. Lineage: Eukaryota; Metazoa; Echinodermata; Asteroidea; Valvatida; Acanthasteridae. Gene Ontology annotation, biological process: ribosome biogenesis; maturation of LSU-rRNA from tricistronic rRNA transcript (SSU-rRNA, 5.8S rRNA, LSU-rRNA); maturation of 5.8S rRNA from tricistronic rRNA transcript (SSU-rRNA, 5.8S rRNA, LSU-rRNA). Gene Ontology annotation, molecular function: protein binding.
GGUCAUACACGUGGUAUGCAUGGAUAGAGCUAAAGUUGUACAAAUGGUGUAGGCCUACAUGUACGUGUCCUUUCUCUAUGGUUGGAUCAAGAGCAAGCAAAUGGAUCAAUGCACACCGUAGUUUCAAGGUCAUGCUAAUUAAGGCGCAUCUCGUCUGACCUUUAUACGUGAAAUAUGGCCACAAAGUUGGAUGUCAGUGGCUACGGCUCUCACCUUCAGGCCAAGUUUGUUACGAAACAAGAAUGUUACGCUGUUGGUGACUCACCAUUCUCAGUACCUGCCUCCGUGGAAGUAACAGAGUUGAGUGCCCUCAUCAAUAAACUACUCAGUCGAGAAGAAUCUGAGGAUGCCGUGGCUGUUGACUUUGACUUCCUCAUCAAUGGGGAGUUCCUGCGUGUGGCCUUGGGCAAGCACUUGGAGGAGAAAUCCAUCUCCACUGAGAGCGUGGUUGAGAUUGAGUACUUGGAGAAGCACCCAGCCCCUCAGCCAGCUGGUAGCAUUCUACACGAUGAUUGGGUCAGCUCCGUACAAGCAGCCAAUCACAGGUUAGUGACCGGGUCCUAUGACAACGCUGUCAGGAUAUGGACACAAGAAGGAGAGAACCUUGCUGUUAUGCAAUAUCACUCAGACCCAGUCAAAACAGUGGCUUGGAUACAAACAGAUGAUUCAGAGAGCCUUCUAGUGAGUGGAUCCAUGGACCAGACGUUAUUAAUCUGGAAAUGGAAUGAGAAAACCCAGAAACAUGAAUGUCUGCAUUCAUGCCGAGGUCAUGCUGGCAGUGUAGAGAGUGUUGCUGUAGACCAGUCACACACAAAGAUGGCCAGUGGGUCCAUGGACUCGAUGUUAAAGGUCUGGUCAGCAGUUCCAGGUGACGAAGAUGAAGAAAUUGAUGCUCAUCACAAGAAAGCCAAGACAGAAACACACAAACCUCGGACAAGGACUCCGCUGAGAACGUUUGAUGGACACACCCAGGGCAUCUCAUCAGUGGUGUGGGUGGAUGAAGGGAGUGUUUGCACUGCAUCGUGGGAUCACACCAUGUGCUUAUGGGAUAUCGAGCAAGGAGAGCAGGUGUCUACUUUGACUGGGAAUAAAGUGUUCCUGAGUGUGUCAUACUCACAGCAUUGCAAACUGUUAGCUACUGGAAGCACAGAUAGACACAUACGACUGUGGGACCCCAGGCAGAAAGAUGGUGUAUUAGUGAAGUCUUCCUUGACUCAUCACCAUGGCUGGGUUUCAUCUGUGGAUUGGUCACCAGACAAUGAGAAUCUCCUCAUAUCCGGCUCUUACGACAAGACUUUAAAAUUAUGGGACACUAGAAGUCCACGGGCGCCUCUGUACAACAUGUCUGGAUGUGAAGAUAAAAUACUGGCAGUGGAUUGGUCAAAAUCAGAGUUGCUGCUGUGCGGAGGUGCUGAUAAUGCCCUGCAUAUAUUCAAGUCAAGAGAGGCAUUACAGGCUGUAGAAGGUUGAAUGCACCACGAGCAAGGCUCCACCCAGGCUGUCCAACAUUCUUCCCAGCCUGUGGAACAAUACAUUUCACCUGCAGUCGAUUUGAUAAAACGCAAUAUGAGCUUGUGCCAUUUACAAGCUUGUGACCCAGCAAAUACAUUGCAUCAGCUGUAACAUUCAACAUUCUAGAGGGGGCUGAUCAAAACAUUUAUCUCAGCAUUAAAUAGGCCACAUGCACUGGUCACUUGUUGAGUAGACACAGAGCUAUAGAAACAUUACUGGAGCGCAGACAUUUUGAAUCCAUGUGCGUGCUUGUGGAAUAUUGGAAAUCAGACAGAAUGAAUAUUGAAUUAUGGACUCCAAAUGCCACGCGCAUGGUGUACUGCUAAAAUCCGAUUUAAAAAGUCAUGGCAAAAUUAUCUGAGGUGUAUACAUGCAUGCGUUUCCAUUAUUUAUGCAGAGCAAAAUGAAACGCUCAUUUACUGAUUGUGUGUUAGUUUUUGCUUAUCAUCUUUGGUGACAUGUCGUUUUAGAAUACAGACGCACGUAUGUAAAAAGCCGUACACAAGCCAUACAAAAUUUCAAGUUUCCAUAGGUUUGUACACAACCAUGGAUGCGCCCAGCAGGCAUCACUUUGUACACGAA